This is a messenger RNA of Culex pipiens pallens (northern house mosquito), 2067 nucleotides long. RefSeq names its product sodium-coupled monocarboxylate transporter 1 (gene rumpel). Gene Ontology annotation, molecular function: symporter activity. The record is from RefSeq and is a predicted model, not a curated record. Gene Ontology annotation, biological process: sodium ion transport; transmembrane transport. The coding region runs from base 178 to 1965 and encodes 595 amino acids. Gene Ontology annotation, cellular component: membrane. NCBI's taxonomy places the organism in Eukaryota, Metazoa, Arthropoda, Insecta, Diptera, Culicidae. The transcript has 7 exons.
CUUGACCACUACACUUCGGAUUUCGUCUUUCGAGAAAGCUCGUGUCAAGUUGUGAGAGGGUAAAAAAGUAAUCUUGAAGAUGACAUCGCGUGCGCCGAAACGUUAAUUACAUGAAGUCAGUGGAAACUUAAAAUUUAAAAUCAAGAAAAAAAGUGGAGCAAAAUAAUUUCCUCCACAAUGGCCAUCCUGAACGUGGACGACGUGAAGAUUUCGCUGCAAAAGUUCGGCCUGUACGAUUAUGUGGUGUUUGUGCUGAUGCUAAUUAGCUGUGCCAUGAUUGGAGUGUACUUUGGGUUCAUUAAGAAAAAGGCGAAAAAGGGUGGAGCCGAGGCGGAUUAUCUCGUCGGGGGGCGCCAGAUGCGAGUGAUUCCGGUGUCGCUGUCGCUAAUAGCCAGCUUCAUCUCUGGCAUCUCACUGCUGGGAACUCCAACGGAGAUCUACGUGUACGGUGUCCAGUACAUGUACAUCGUUGGCGGCGUCAUCUCGAUGGGCUUCAUCAUGAUGUACAUCUACCUGCCGGUAUUCCACAACCUCCAGCUCACUUCAACCUAUCAAUACCUUCAAACCCGCUUCGACAAACGGAUACGACUGUUUGGAUCGGUACUGUUCACAUUUGCCACGAUGGCGUGGUUGCCGAUCGUGAUCUACGUUCCGGCCUUGGCCUUCAACCAGGUGACGGGGGUCAACGUGCAUCUAAUUACGCCGUUGGUAUGCGUAAUUUGCAUCUUUUACACCUGUGUGGGUGGGUUGAAGGCCGUCGUUUGGACCGACGUCAUCCAGACAGUGCUGAUGUUCGGCGCUAUGCUGCUGAUCAUCGUUAAGGGGACGUACGAUGUGGGUGGGUUUUCGGUGGUCAUGGAUCGGGCGGUGUCCAGUGGAAGGAUUGAGGGACCUGAUAUGAGGUUCGAUAUGACCACCAGGCAUAGCAUCUACUCGUGCGUGAUUGGUGGGGUUGUGUACUGGUUGAAGACGAACGCCGUGAGUCAGAAUAUGAUCCAGAGAUACCUGUCUCUACCGACUCUUCAGGAUGCUAAACGGGCUCUAUGGACGUUUAUCGCUGGAACACUGAUUUUGCUGGCCCUGUGCUGCUACAGCGGACUGCUGAUCUACGCUAAGUACCACGACUGUGACCCGUUGACGACGAAGUUGGCCAAAGCCAAGGAUCAGCUUCUUCCACUGCUGGUGAUGGAUACCCUUGGGGAUUAUCCGGGACUUCCGGGGCUGUUCGUAGCUGGUGUGUUCUCCGCGGCUUUGAGUUCACUGUCAACAGGGCUGAACUCAAUGUCCGCCGUUGUGCUGGAGGAUUUUUUCAAGCCGUUCUCCAACAGGCCACUCAGCGAGAGAGCUACUGCGAUCAUCAUGCGGGCAGUAGUUGGAAUAUUUGGUGCGCUUUGCGUCGUUCUGGUACUGGUCGUCGAAAAGCUGGGCGCAGUUCUGCAACUCUCCAUGAGUUUGGGAAGCGUUAGCAAUGGUCCACUUUUGGGAAUCUUCACUAUCGGAGUUCUGAUUCCGUGGAUUGAGGGAACGGGUGCCAUCAUUGGAGGGACCAUCGGCUUAGUCAUCAUGUCAUGGGUUUGCUUCAAAGCGCAAAUAGCCAUCGCAAGCGGUGAGUUGGCGUUCAAUCCCAAACCUGUUGAUACUCAAGGUUGCAGCUAUCAUUUCAUUGCAUCGGAACCGAUGAGCAUGCUAGCGAUCAACGCAACGGUGCCACCCGUAGUUGAACCACCGAGUGAUCCCGGCUUCGCCCUGUACCACGUGUCCUACCUGUGGUACACUCUUAUGGGAGCGCUCAUCACGAUCGUCAUCGCCGGCAUCAUCUCCUUCCUGCUUGGCCCGAACAACCCGGACGAGAUGAACCCGAAGCUGUUUGCGCCGUUCGUCGAGCGGAUCCUGGACCGGCGACGGCGCCGCAAGGUGGCCCACAGCCAGCCCCGGAUAGAGCUGGCCGAUUCGGCGUUCCACUAACCAAGGGGGAAUCCGGAUCAAGUUCCAGACCAACUUUUAAAUUGAAUGACGAUGGCGCGGAAAAGUGGAAAGAAAAACUUUGAAAUUAAAAAGACUUGUUCU